This is a messenger RNA of Mesorhabditis spiculigera, 930 nucleotides long. The record is from the annotation of a GenBank genome assembly. Lineage: Eukaryota; Metazoa; Nematoda; Chromadorea; Rhabditida; Rhabditidae.
AUGCUGCUCGACUUUCUCAGAUGCAUCGUCUGCCGGGCACCGUUCCAUCCGACCAUGCCGGAAUUCUUGCCGGUGCGCUUCUACUGGGAAAAACAGGUCUAUGUGGGCUAUUGCCGGGACUGUGUGCCGCUAACUGUCAAGAACCCGGAAGUGCUCGCUUAUGUGCUCGACAUCCUCAACCAGCCCAACCUCACCUCGACGGCAGAUGGUUGGAUGGCUAUCGGCCCACUCGAACGGCUGAAAUGCCCGCUGUGCCAAGUGGAGUUUACUCGGAAUGGACGCUGGGAUCCGGUGGUGAUGUGGAAAAAUUUCCACCUUCUUUGCCGGCCCUGCCACGAGGAAGAAAGCGCCAAGCCGAAAUGCACCGUUUGCAACGUGAAGUGCGGGAAAAGUGGAGAUAAUGCGUCGCUGUUGAUGCGAUAUUUGGCAAUGAGCGGUGUGUCUGACAGCGGCAGCUCACCAGAGCCCGAGCUGCAGACCGAGAAAUGCGGCCAAUGCCAUAAACGCCUUCCCGUCGACCAGCUAUUCCGAUGCGAAGACUGCACGAUGACGCUGUGCAGUUUGUGCGCGGUACGAAAGCACCGCGACCACGCACUCAUUGAUAGAGGGGCUCUGAAGAUCGUCGAAUUAGAAGAAAAUACAACGGCGCAGUUGCGUGAGCAUUUUGAUGGGUUAAACAACAUUAUCACACAUGUACAUACGGAAAUUGCGGCCGGCUCGCGAGGCCUCAUCGAGAAAAUCGAACAAGCCCUAAAAAUCGUCGGCCGUCAAAUGGAAUUGGCGGAGGCGUUGAGGAUCUGUGGCGAAUUGCGGAAGAAGCUGGAUAGGUUUGAGGAGAAGUUCGAGAAGUACCUACCCCAUGCACGGAUUUACGAAGAUGACCUGAAAAAGUUGAGCGACGAGAUCGAGAUGUUCACGUUGAAGUUUGAG